AUGGACGACGACCAAGAGGCCCCGCCGGCCCGGAGCACGUGUGUGUUCGUAGGCAACCUACCGCUGCCUCGCGACAUGCCUGGGCCCGAGGAGUUCGAGAUUUGGUUUGAUAGUGAACUACAGGCCCUGGAAAAUGGGGCUGCAUCCGGAGGUCCCGGGGGUUGUGGAGAUAACAGUGUCGGUUCGGGAGACCCGGGUACUGAGGGGUCCCGGGUGGAGUUGAAGGAGGAGGAGGAGAGUCGGCCUGUGGUGGCUGGGAAUAAGUUUGUAUUGGGAGUAGAGGGCUGGUCGGCACGAGAUGGAGUAUGUUUUGUACGAUUGAAAGACGUGGAGUUCUUAUCGCUGGGGAUGCGGAUGAAUGGUCGUGAGUGUCGGACGACACAUUUGGCGGUGUGCCCACCGCAGUGUUUGCCUGACCCGUUGUUUGCUCAGCUGCCGGUGGUGGGUACGCGUUUGCCGCGGUUGCAAUCAUUGCCUUAUUGGAAGAACAACGGGUACUUGAUAUUCUCUAAUGCGCAGCCUAGUAUGGAAGAGAAGGAGUUACGUUCAUUGUUUGAGGCGUUGGGUGGCCCGUUGGAGACUUUGUAUUUAUUCAAGAGUGAGGAAUUGGAUCGGUUGUUAGGUGCCAGUUUAGGUUGUGGUCGUUGUUCGUAUUCGAAUAGUCUUAUUAUUGAGUCGGUGAUUCAGCGGUUGCGUUCUGCAACAUUGACGGUGGCGGUUUUGGUGGAUUCGCGUCGGGCGGAGGUGUUAGCGUCAUUGGAGAAAAGUAAUGCAGGAUGCGUCCAUACAAGCCUGAGCGAACAACUCAUGGGCGACCCAUUGACUGCGUUUAUGCUUCGUUCGGGUCGGCUUGUGGGGGCCAAAGUGACUCGUAUUGUGCAGUUGUACAACUUCAUUACUCUCGAAGAUAUUCUAUGCGACACACUCCGGUCCGAGCUUGUGACUGCCGUGAAAUUAGAAGCCGAAAAAUACGGCAGAUUAGAAAGUCUCGUGUGCCCUCUCCCGGAUUCGCGACUAGGCCAACUUGGUCCCGACUCCGCUGGAGCUAACGCCAAGAUCUUCCUAGAGUACACAGACACCACUGCCGCCCGCCGAGCGCAACUCGAACUCAACGGACGCACCUUCAACGGCAAAGUCGUUUGCGCCGCUUUUUACCCAUUGCUGCCCUUCCAGCUCAAAAGAUACUACCUAUUCAGCCCUUAA
Gregarina niphandrodes is the source of this 1203-nucleotide messenger RNA. RefSeq names its product putative U2 snRNP auxiliary factor. The record is from RefSeq and is a predicted model, not a curated record. The coding region runs from base 1 to 1203 and encodes 400 amino acids. Lineage: Eukaryota; Apicomplexa; Conoidasida; Eugregarinorida; Gregarinidae. Gene Ontology annotation, molecular function: poly-pyrimidine tract binding; pre-mRNA 3'-splice site binding. The transcript has a single exon. Gene Ontology annotation, cellular component: nuclear speck; U2AF complex; commitment complex.